Molecule: messenger RNA, 1193 nt
Organism: Phodopus roborovskii (desert hamster)
Lineage: Eukaryota; Metazoa; Chordata; Mammalia; Rodentia; Cricetidae
Gene: Chst4
Product: carbohydrate sulfotransferase 4
Exons: 1
Coding region: 1-1155 (384 amino acids)
Biological process (GO): N-acetylglucosamine metabolic process; carbohydrate metabolic process; protein sulfation
Cellular component (GO): Golgi membrane
Molecular function (GO): N-acetylglucosamine 6-O-sulfotransferase activity
Source: RefSeq, a predicted model, not a curated record
AUGACCCUGUCUAAGAAAGGGAAGCUGCUGCUCUUCCUGGGCUCCCAGAUGAUAGUCAUAGCGCUCUUCUUCCAUACAUCCGGCCAUAGGGGCUUGUUCCAGAACGAAGAGCCCAGGAGGCCCAUGCAUGUGCUGGUCUUAUCUUCCUGGCGGUCUGGAUCUUCUUUUGUGGGGCAGGUAUUUGGACAGCACCCGGAUGUCUUCUACCUGAUGGAGCCUGCCUGGCAUGUGUGGAUGAGUUUCACCAGCAGCACGGCCUGGAAGCUGCAUAUGGCUGCACGGGACCUUCUGCGUUCCACCUUCCUGUGUGACAUGAGUGUCUUUGAUGCCUACAUGAAACCAGGCCCCCGAAAACAGUCCAGCCUCUUCCAGUGGGAGCAAAGCCGGGCCCUGUGCUCAUCACCUGUCUGUGACGUCUUCUCUAGUGACCAGAUCAGCUCAGCUAAGGAUUGCAAGCUGCUCUGUGCUCAGCAGCCUUUUGAUAUGGUGGAGAAGGCCUGCCGCUCUCACAGUCAUGUGGUACUCAAGGAGGUGCGUUUCUUCAACCUGCAGGCCCUUUACCCACUGCUCACAGAUCCUUCCCUCAACCUACACAUUGUACACCUGGUCCGAGACCCCCGGGCUGUGUUCCGAUCUCGGGAACGCACCAGAGGAGACCUCAUGAUUGAUAGUCACAUUGUGCUGGGAGAGCAUUUGAAAAUGAUCAAGGAGGAAGACCAGCCCUAUUAUACCAUGCAGAUCAUCUGCAAAAGCCACGUGGACAUAAUCAAGGCCAUACAAACCCUGCCUGAGGUGAUGCAGCAGCGCUUUCUGCUCCUGAGGUACGAGGACUUAGUUCGGGAACCGCUGGCCCAGACCUCCAGGCUAUACAAAUUUGUGGGGCUGAAAUUCUUGCCCCAUCUCCACACCUGGGUUCACAACGUCACCCGUGGCAAGGGCAUGGGUCAGCAUACCUUCGACACUAACUCCAGGGAUGCCAUCAACGUCUCUCAGGCAUGGCGUUGGUCUUUGCCUUAUGAAAAGGUUUCUCAACUUCAAGAUGCCUGUAGUGAGGCUAUGGAUUUGCUGGGAUACCGCAAGGUCAGAUCCCAACAAGAGCAAGGCAACCUGUCACUGGAUCUUCUAUCUUCCUUCCAUAAUUUAGGGCAAGUCUAGUGAGAAGGCUUAGCAGAUCUGUCUGUACCAACUAGUUC